Messenger RNA from Phytophthora nicotianae INRA-310, 3453 nucleotides. RefSeq lists its product as hypothetical. The record is from RefSeq and is a predicted model, not a curated record. Gene Ontology annotation, molecular function: microtubule binding. The transcript is spliced from 2 exons. Gene Ontology annotation, biological process: intraciliary transport; cilium assembly; regulation of microtubule cytoskeleton organization. Gene Ontology annotation, cellular component: axoneme; centrosome; intraciliary transport particle B. Bases 1008 to 3206 code for a protein of 732 amino acids. NCBI's taxonomy places the organism in Eukaryota, Oomycota, Peronosporomycetes, Peronosporales, Peronosporaceae.
AGACAACAAAAUGCUCCAUCGAUUUUGUCCAUGCAGUUUUUCAUUCACUGGUUUACAUUCCACGCGGGCAUCAACUUCAUCUUCUUCUCGUGCCUCGCUCAGUACGUCCGCAACGUUGAUCCUCUGUCUGCUUAUUAAUCCGCCCACGACUCGGGCUUCUUUCGCCCAGUGUACGUUCGUCUAGUGGCGCUGUUGCGUGUGUUGCGUGUGGGCGUGACGGGGUCGCUAACCUCAGACACGCCCGAGUUGGUGAGGAGAUCGGCGGAGCUGGCGUCGCUCACGCGUCUCACGGCUUCCUCGGCUGCGGCUUUGCGGCGACUGUGGAACAGGCUUCGCUUGCGUUUACUGGGGAUUGCAGCACCGACGUCCGAACCUCCACUAGAUCCCGAGUCACUCAUGUGGCUUGAGCGCUCAGACACUCCGCUGCGCUCCAAUCCAUCCUGUUGCUCAUGCUGGCGCCGCUCGACCACCUCGCGCGAUUCAAAGUAGACCAAGUCCGGGUCACGUCGGCCCUCGCCGGCUCUCGAUGUGGAUGAAACUCGAUUCUUGUUACUUCCGCUGGAGCUCGGGGGUGGCGACGCGCCAACGGCCUCCUUGUUGUUGUCUCCCGCGUAUUUCUUGUGCAGCACGCGACAAUAAUACCAGCCUGUGAUGGUCACAUACGAGAACCAGAUGAAGGCGUUCUUGCGCAGCUUAGCGCUGCUGGCCAGCGCCGUCACGAAGCCCACGAAGAGCAGCAACAACCACAGCAGCACGGUCAUGAUGGAGAGCGCUCAACUUGUCGACUACGAUCGUGUUACGUCAGUGCGAGCAACGAGGGUUCUUCCGACACCGGCACUGGCUUAAAUACUGGGGACAAGUCGCUAAAUUGGACUGACUGUCGUAAACUAACCAACAUGUCGCAUAUAACGUACACCACACUAAAUAGGAGUGGAUCACAUCACUAAUGCGACCGCUCAAAUUGAUCAUGAUUGCGUCGCUUCAAGGUCCGCAGUUUACAGGCCGCAAUGGGAGACUCGCUCGAGACGUUGAUCGCGCGCACGCAGGAGCAGCUACAGCCACUGAUCACCAAGCCCAAACUGGCUGACAAGUUACUGGCCAAGCCACCCUUCCGCUUCCUGCACGACGUGUUUACAGCCGUGACGCAGAGCACGGGUUUUGCUAAGGGGCUCUACAAUGACUUCGAGUUGGGCUCAGCCAAUCUCAAGGACAAGCCGCAGAAGACCGCCUUCCUGGAUAAAAUGAUCGUUUGCGUGGGCCAGUGUAUCGGCAAGGACAUCGACGUGCGCUCGUCUAAGAUCGUAGCCGGCCUCGAGCCGGAGAACACCAAUAUCUUACUGCAGGGACUCGCCCAAGCCGCCAAGGACACAUCGUUAGACUGGAACAAGGCCAUACAGACCGCUCUCGCUAAGGUUCCGUCGCUCGCGGCGGAAGGAGAAGCAGCUCCUGCAGCGGAAGCUCCACCCGCUGCAGCGCGUCCGAGCUCGAAGGACCGCAGCAGCUCCGCUGAAGUCAAGGAGAAGGAAAAGGCUGAGUCACGACGAGAGAGUAAGACAGAGUCCAAAGGAAGCAGCGAUGGUGCUGCAGCCCCACCUCGGAGUGCAGAGAGCAAAGGUGAAGUACAGGCACCACCCGCGUCAUCCAAACAAUCGGCACCCGCGACCAGUCGUGCUGCACCGAGCCGCAGUAGUAGCAGCAGCAAGGACAACAACCAUGAUGAAGCACUGCAGCAGAGCAUCGCCGAAUGCAAUGGCGACAUUGAGCGCACGAAAACUCUCGUCGAGCAGGUCAUCAGCAAGCCCAAGAUGUCUCCCAAACUCCUGGGCAAGCCUCCAUUCCGAUUCCUGCACGACAUUAUCUCCGAGGUGAUGCGUGUGACUGGAUUUGCCGAAGGACUCUUUUCUGCUGAAGAACUCGACUCGGGCACUAUCAAGGAGAAGGGCCCCAAGAUGGACUAUCUAACCAAGAUAAUCCUUUGUGUUGGCUGCCACCUCAAUGUGGAGAUGGAGGCUAAACCAGCCAAGAUCGUCGCAGGACUGGAACCGGAGGCCACGUGCAAGUUUCUGCAGUUGCUGACGGUCGCAUGCAAAGCAGGCAGCUCGAAAGAGGCCGUGCAACGCGUGCUGGCUGGUGACACUGCAGUUCGCAGUUCCAGUGCAACUGUUAAGAAGCCUGGAAGUCGCGAGCGAGCUCCUGAAACCAAGCAGCCGUCCCGUUCAACUACACCGUCAGAGAGCAAGCAGCGGACAGAUUCUCAACCUGCCGUGGAAGCCAAGGAGAAGCUGAAAGAAGCAGAAUCGGGUAGUUUCUCUGCCCCCAAGAAGCCUAUGGCAGUGAAAAGCAGCGCUGGAGACGCAGACAAUGACGACGAUGGUGGGAAUCUGCGUUUCGAAGCGAAAGGUGACGACGCUGACGAUGGAGGGGCCCGCAUGGGUACGAGCGCUCCAGGCACGAGUGGAACGAGUCGCACUUCGCGCCCCACAACUGCACGGCGCCGUCCACCAAAACUCAAAGAGAAUGUUACUGAGGUGGGGAGGCUCAUGGUGCCUGAUGCUAAAGCAGCUCCCGUUGCAGGCAUCAUGAAGGAUGGAGACAAUAACGAUACUGACAGCGAAGACGAAGCUGCUGCAGGCGAUGACACAUCUAAUCAACCUCAUUCGGCACUUCUACCCGGUGAUGCCGGUGCUCAUGGACGUCUUGUGCGUGACAUCCUCAAGGAUCAAAGCGCUGAAGAAGCUGCUCGUCGUGCUAAGGAAGGCGAAGACACGGCUGCGGCUGCUACAAAUGAAGUGGAGACGGGCAUUCGACUAGGACGGCGCAAUAAGUCGUUCAAACCAGAACGCAUGAAGAGUUCAAGCGCAGCAGCAGCAUCGUCGCUGGCCGAAAUGAACGCGCUCCGUGCAGACAUCCAGCGUCUGUGCCAAGCCGCUAACCCAGUAGGAAAAAGCGUUGAGUUUGUGCACGAAGACUUGGAUGCCAUGUCCAAGGAGCUCGAGUUCUGGCGUAAGGAAUACGCGCGUAAACGCGAUGCCCUGGCAGACGAGCAGAAGCGAACCGAAGAAGCUCUGCAGCCUCUGCAGGUGCAGCUCCGAGAAGUGGAGGAGCAGGUCAAGGAACAACUGCACAAGAUCAAUACGCUCAAAGCUGUCAUUGCCAAGAACGAGGAGAAAACCCAGCAGUUGCUGCGGAUGGUGGUCUCCGCUUGAGUCCUGUAGUAGCUGCACGAAUAAAGUCUAUCAUUCAGAUGUACCAGUAACUCGCAGAGACUAUCCCUUCUUGUCAGUCUGGCUAUCGUCCGAUGGUUGCUUCCUCUUGCCCAAACGCUCUCUCACCUCUGGCAUAUUUUGCUCACGUUGCCGCACACUCUUAGGAACCCACGCCUCUUGCUUUUCGCGGCGCAAGUCGCCAAGUGGACGGAUAGGAAUUCGACCCGAAGUCCACGGCUCAGCCUGA